This is a messenger RNA of Amoebophrya sp. A25, 637 nucleotides long. NCBI's taxonomy places the organism in Eukaryota, Dinophyceae, Syndiniales, Amoebophryaceae. The record is from the annotation of a GenBank genome assembly.
UGAAAGUAUUCGCAAAUGAGGAUGAGAGGUACGUCUAUGGUAACUAUUUCUUACCUUCAGCACCAUUCAUCUUCCCUUCCCGGCGUAUUCUGUAAUCCUAUAAAGUUAGUCCGUCCAGUUGGCUUAGUGGUUUAGGCGUUAUCACUAGGCUCGUUUUUGAUGAAGGCUCCUUUAGCAGGAUUGUUUACUAGAUUGCUUUAGUAUAGCAGCUCCUGCUCCUCUAAGACCAUUCGCCAGCGGAAGACUCACCUCCAGAGCAAGCCUGUGCGGAUGUUACGGAUUAACACUCAUAUUGAUCGCGUGUCGAUUAUAAUGCACAUAAUUGUCCUCCUUGAACGUGAUAAGUCGGUGGAUGACCAAAUACACACUCCUCUUCGAAUAACGACCACCACCAGCAGUAAUUUGCGUAUCUUCAACGAUACCCUAACCAUGAUCCUUGAUGAAAGCGAAAAAUCCAUCAUGUUCCUCCUCUAAGAUAAGAACAGCAAAUCUUUCUUCCUCUUCUAAGACAGGCACAGCAACUUCUCCGUCAACCUCUGCCCGUCUGACAACUCCAUCAACGAGUCAAUCCCCACAACGAAGGUAUGGCUUUUUAGCCUCAGCUCGUGGUACACUAGCGAACUCUCCACGACGGUCG